This is a messenger RNA of Sclerotinia borealis F-4128, 1842 nucleotides long. Lineage: Eukaryota; Fungi; Ascomycota; Leotiomycetes; Helotiales; Sclerotiniaceae. The record is from the annotation of a GenBank genome assembly.
AUGGAUCAUGAAAAACCUCAGGCGGUGAUUCCCCCACAAAUAUUCGAAUUCGAUAUCAAUCAAAGUCGGGCGAGUCCAGAUGUAGAGCCCGAUUACCCUGAAGACCGUCGGGAACGCCGAGGAGAGAGUUUGUGGAGAACACUUGGCGAAAGGCACAUUAACAUGAUAGCAUUUUCUGGGACAAUCGGCAAUGGGCUUUUUCUUGGGAGUGGCAGAUCGUUGGCUGGAGCUGGACCGGGCGGCGCAGUUAUGGCAUACAUUAUCAUGGGUACGGUGGUUUCGUCUGUCAUAUCCUGCUUGGGGGAGAUGACUGCUCUUAUGCCUGUAAAUGCACCGGUAGUAGAGUUCCCUCGGAGAUUCUUGGAUCGUGGUGUUGGUUUUGCUGUUGGGUGGAUGUAUUGGUUUGCAUGGGCUGUCACCGCCGCAGAGGAAUUAGUUGCUGUUUCCGGACUUCUUGGUUUUCAUUAUGAUGAUGGAAGAACUUCCCUAGUAUGGAAGAUUGGUGAAAGUGUCGACACUGCUGUUUGGAUUGGAUUAUUCCUCAUAAUCGUCACUGCUAUCAACAUGUUUCCUGUCAGAUACUUUGGAGAACUUGAAUAUGCCUUUGGUUGCAUAAAGAUCAUCUUUAUUACAAUGCUUAUCGUGUUGAUGCUCGUUCUUGAUACCAUGCAGCCACGCCCCAAUGCGUAUUACACAUCAGCUCCAAACUCUAAAUAUUGGAACUCUCCAUGGGGAUUCUUUAAUCACGUCUAUUCUGUCCGCGAUGAAGGGGGAAACCUACAACGAAAAAUUCAUGGCUCCAAUGGUUCAUUUCUUGGGAUGUGGACAACGAUUAUCAAUGUUAUUUUCUCAUAUACUGGAAUGGACAUCGUAGCUGCAACAGCCGCAGAAUCCAAAUCGCUUGCUAACGCUGAAAGUAUGAAAAUGGCCGCAAGGAAAAUAUCAAUCCGGAUCGUGACUCUUUACACUAUGGCCAUGAUCACAGCAUCUUUCGUAGUACCAUACACCCAUCCUUUCAUCAAUGGAAAGGGUCAAUCGGUUGGUGCACAUUCUAUCUUCGUUAUCGCCGUCGUCGAAGCAGGCCUGCCAGCCAUGGCUCAUUUCUUCAACGCCAUUUUCGCUUUUGCAUCGUUUACUUGCGCCAUCAAUUCAAUGUAUGUGGCUUCAAGGGUUUUACAUACUUUGGCAUUGCAAGACCAAGCUGGACCAGAAUUUAUUGCGAGAAGAUUGAGGCAAACUAGAUCGGGUGUUCCAAUUAAAGCGGUGUUGGCAACGGCUGCUAUGGCCCUCGUGGCUUUUAUGGGCAGGACUGGAACAACCGCAGUUCGUUUAACAGAAUUGGCAUCCAAUUGCACAUCAUCGAUUUUGAUCGUCUACGCCACUAUUUGCGCUACCUAUCUCGGAUUUUUCCGAACACUGGAGGAUACUAAACUUUAUGGACAAGCAUCGGAAAGACAAGCUGCCCACUAUGAUCGCGAUCAUCCACGCUACCCCUAUAAAUCGCACGGUCAAUGGUUAAAAGGUUUCUACGGGAUGACUGCAUGUAUCAUCCUCGUUACUUUCAACGGUGUUGGAGCAUUUCUCGAAAGGCCUUUUGAUCUUCGAAGGUUCAUUGCAAGUUAUAUAUCUAUCCCAGUCUUCGUCCUCCUAAUUAUCGGCUAUAAACUCAAUAAACAUGGACUGAGAGUGAAGAAUUGGGGACCAGAGAGAUCGAAUGAUUUGCGGAAUACGAUUCAGGCGGCGUCGGAGAAGAGGAAGGGUCGUUUGGAGUUUCAGGAUGAGGGGUUGAGUGGGGGGAAUUUGAGGGCGUGGGGGCAUUGGUUGUGGGUUUGGACGAGAUAG